AUGGCACCCACCAAAGCUCAGGCAAAGCACAAGGCUGCCACCGCUACCAACGACUUUCAGUCUUUCGUUACAAACGCUCGCGAGCGCAAGCGAAAUGAAGACCUCGCGACAAAGAUCUUCUCCACAAAGUCCCGUCGCCAGAGUGCUCCCUCAACCCUCAAGUCGCAGAAGACCCCCGGUGGCUCCCUAGCCAGCCGUGUGGGCGUCAAGAAGAAGCCCCGUGCAUCACUGGGCUCUCGAGCAGCUCCGGCGCCCGCUGGCAACGUCAACGGCGAAUGGACCCAUGAUCUACACAACACCGUCAACAACGCCCGCUCACUCAAGUCCCGCAUCACCAAUGGCAGCGCCAACGCCAAGGCACCGCCCACAGGUCCGCGCGGCAACAAGGCGGCACGACGCGCAACCGCUCUCGACCGCAUGGAUCUCGACUCGGCCGCCGUCCAGUCGCAAGCCAACAUUAGAAGCCCCCCUCAGGGCAUAUCGAUUCGCGGCCUCGCGGGGCCCUUCACCGUGAUGGGUCAGAACUUUGCCCCGGGAACGACUGCAGCGGACGUCGAGAGCGCCAUGACCCCGAUCGGCGGGCCGAUGGAGCAGUGCAGAGUCAUUAAGACGCAGCCGUUCAUGGUGGUGGAGAUGGUAUUCGCUUCGCGGGAAGGGGGCGAGAGAGUCAUUGAGACCUUCAACGAUAAGACGGCCGAUGGUCGAAAACUCAAAAUGUAUCCCAAGAUCGGCGGCGGGGAAGCCAGCACGACGGCGACACGCGCAUCCAGAGCCGAGGAGCAAGUCGUCGAUGGUUCCCACGGCUUCCCCGACCCCAAACAGACCCAGAGGCUGUAUAGUGAUAAAAUUGUCAGCCACCCAGCUGGGAGGGGUCGCGGACGCGGACAGCGCGGUCGAGUGGGGGAAUAG
Molecule: messenger RNA, 909 nt
Organism: Emericellopsis cladophorae
Lineage: Eukaryota; Fungi; Ascomycota; Sordariomycetes; Hypocreales; Bionectriaceae
Product: putative RNA-binding protein-like protein
Exons: 4
Coding region: 1-909 (302 amino acids)
Source: RefSeq, a predicted model, not a curated record